UAUAGACAGUGAAGGAAAGUUCUUGGAAUUUGGUUCUUCUUCUAUACAUAAGCUUUGGUUACACAAUCAAAAUCAAAUCGAGAACUGUUGUUGUGUCCGAAAAUCAACAUCAACAUCGUUUCUUUCUUCUGCCAUUAAAUUUCACCAUCUUCCACCUUCAACUGCCCUAGACAGCUAUUCUCCACCUUUCUCUUUUCUCUCUCUGUUCUCUAUCAUUCCCAGAGAUAACCAAACAAUCUCAGAAGAAACCAGAAAGAGCAAAGAAACUAAAAACUAUUAUUCAUUAAAGUCAGUGUUUUUAAAUUCGAUUUCGUAAUGGGUUCUUCUGCUUCAAAGACCGCUUCUUCCGUUUCUUCUGCUUCUUCCUCAUCUGCGUUUUCUCCACCGCCGACCAAAUUCAGCUCCGAUUCAUCUUCACCGGCGGUGCAGAGAGCUUUUUCGUUUCCGACGCCGUUGGUUCACCAUCCUCCGGCGAGAAAAGGCGACUCUCAUCACCUUGUUUCCCUUACAUCUACAUCGUACGGUUCUCUUCUCCUCCUUGAUCUCGAUGGAUCCAAAAACUCCUCUUCCGACCAACAAACGCUGCCUCGUAUCUCAAUCUCCGGGAAGAACACACCAGAUCCGGUCUCUCCUGAUUCAGUCAUAAACACUUGGGAGCUUAUGGAUGGCUUGGACGAUGAAUUCGAAUUCGAAAUUCCCAAACCGGGUAAGCGUCUAAAUUCGGAUUUUUGCUCUAAACCCGACCCGAAUCGGAAUGUGAGUUUAAAUGGGUCUUCGUUGAAAUUGGAUGAAUCUUACGAGAUUGUGAGAAUCGAAGAAGACGAUGGAGAUUGGGUUCCUUUGACUUAUAAACCUAAGCAACCUUUGUGGAAGCAUUUGUCUGAAGAAUCAUUUCUCUCUGAUUUAGAUCCCAGCAUUGUCUCAUCCUACAAGAAAGCUUUGUCUUCUAAGCUAUUAAGCAAUCAUAGUAAUACUAGAAACCCUCAUAGACCCACAAAGUCUCUCUCUUGUAGCCCAUCAUCAAAUCCAUCCAUCUUAAUAAGCGAAGAACCAAAAUCUGUAUCCUCUAGUCAAUUGAUUUCAUCACCAGCCAAACCGAGAUUACCAGGAACAGAAGACAAGAUUGUACUCUACUUCACAACCCUCAGAGGAAUUCGAAAGACAUACGAGGAUUGUUGUUGCGUUAGAGCGAUAUUGAGAGGAGUUCAAGUGUCCGUAGACGAACGUGACAUCUCUAUGGAUUCCAAAUACAGGAAAGAGCUUCAAAGCGUGCUUGGCGCCGCAGAGAAACCGGUUUGUUUGCCUCAGGUGUUUAUCAGAGGAACUCACAUUGGUGGCGUGGAGGAGAUUAUGCAGCUAAAUGAUGGUGGUGAAUUAGCAGAGAUGUUGAAAGAUUUCCCUGCUUGUGAACGCUUGGGGACAUGCCGGAGCUGUGGUGAUGCAAGGUUUGUGCCUUGUACUAACUGUGAUGGUAGCACCAAAGUGUUUGAAGAACAAGAUGAACGGUUUAAGCGGUGUCCUAAAUGCAAUGAGAAUGGAUUGGUGCGUUGUCGUGUGUGUUGUCUCUAAGUGAUCAGUUUGAUCAAAAGAUGUGUGUGAGAAAGGGGAUAUAGAUUGAUUGACUAAACAUGGUAUUUGGUUAGUAAUGUAUAUUCAAAUAAGUAAGUUGGCUCAAGCCUUUUAUUAUUUACUCUUAUGAGUUGUGUUCUUUUGUUCCAUUUACGCUCUUGACCUUUUGAACUAAAUGAUUCUUACUAUAUGAAGUACAUCAAAUGGUAGAUGAUGAUUGAUAAUUCGCAUAAUAGCCGAAUGAUUUGCUUUGUU
This is a messenger RNA of Arabidopsis thaliana (thale cress), 1824 nucleotides long. Its product is annotated as Glutaredoxin family protein. Bases 316 to 1569 code for a protein of 417 amino acids. The transcript has a single exon. The record is from RefSeq and is marked reviewed. NCBI's taxonomy places the organism in Eukaryota, Viridiplantae, Streptophyta, Magnoliopsida, Brassicales, Brassicaceae.